AUGACCGCGAUCAAGGACGCAGACAAGGCUGAGGAGAAGCAGCCACUCGUCGAGAAGGACGCGGACGCGAAGGACGACUACGACGCAUCGGACUCGGACGGCGACGAGCACCGCAGCGACGAGGAGUCAGAUGAGGACACGGUGCACCGGCAGGGCGUGCGGGAGGAAAGGAAGCGGAUGGAAGAUGCACUGGCGGAGGACGAGCGCUUUACGCGGCCUGCGGUGCCAGUUUGGAAGCGGGCAGGCCUGCUGGUCGCCCUGGGGUUGCUCGUAUGGGCUGCGCUGGCGCUGAGGGAGUAUGCGAACCGACCGCCGACGAUCAUAUAUGCCAGUAGAUAUUCGGAGGAGUUCAAGUAUCGUCCGGCGGCGAGUCCUAUAAUCACGGAGACCUUAAGAGACGGCCGCCUGCGCGUCCGCGGCGCAGCACCCACGACCAGCAUCAAGCCGACCCCAACACAGACAGCUACUUCCAAGCCCGGACGCAAGCGCCGCGGCAAGAAGCGCUCGAAGGCCAAGAAGAGUACGAAACCACGACAAGCAGGCAUACACAAGCUUCGCAUCGCAUUUCAGGCGCCAAUCAAGACUUUCCUUGCCUCUCCCCUUCUCGCCGACGACGUCACUGUCCUAGUAUACUCGCAAGGCCUCUUGACGAAGAUCAGCGCUGACUUCUUUCCAAGUCUCAUUGCGGUCACAAAGAUGUCCAUCCCGCCAUCCAAAAGGCAUGGUAUCUUCUGCCGCUUCCGCUCAGCCUUCGUGCGUUGUACCGCACGCUCCACGGGCCCCAACCGGCGGAUGGCAUCCAGCAAUAUCUCUGCUGCGAGGACGGAUACAGCCCAGCAUGCAUGGCCCACUCGUAUCCAGGGCGCACUGCCUGACACGGCGCCUCCAUCUGUUCGCGAUAAGUCAUUGCCAGAAAUUCCAUGGACGCGCGGGUCUGUCGAAGUUGCUGCUCCGCUGACGUUGCAAGAUGGCAUGCAGAGCUUCGCGCAGGACGACCCAAAGCAGAAGAACUCGAUUCCGUUCCCCACGAUGCAAGCCGAACCUUCAUCACCUACCGUAACUCGCCUCUCGCUGGCCGAGGGGCUCGGCGAGUUUAAUCUUCCCAGCCAUAUUCUGACAGGUCUGGCAGCACAUGUCGACUACGACUCCGCGCUCUCAGCGUCGCCUCCCGCCUCUCCGCCUUCACCUGAUGCGCAUGCCAUAGGCGAUGCUUCAAGCCCUCCUGCUACUUUUCGUCGAACACUCGCUCAUAAGGACGGUCGUAAGCCGCUGCGACCUGCAUCGUCUGAUGAUCUUGAUGACCCCGCGCCGGCCUUCCUGGACAACAACCUGGAAAAUGAUCGUCAGCAUGACAGUCGGCCAACCUCGGACUUUGCGUCGCCUGAAGCCCAACCUGGGACUCCGGAGGACCAGUCAGCAGCGCAAGUGGCUGACAUGCCAGGAAACCUCACGCGCGCCUUCGUCCAUGUUGGAAAGACGCCUGAUGAUCGACUUCCCGGCUUGAUGUUACGCAUCGUUGUUGGGUCGCAGACUGCUGGGAAUCCUCUUUUCGAUGAUGCCUUGGCGAACGCUUCGAGGGCGUGUGCCAUAUAUGGCCAUGAACUGACCCAGCUCUCGUUGACAAUACUGCACAUCCAGAUUGACGAUGGACGGGACUCCUUGAAUGCGGUGUUGGAGUACUUGCAGGAGCAUCUUCGCCACCUCGACCAAAGAGCUUGCCUCUGCGUUGACCCGGUUGCGGUAUCUGCGCGUGGACGGAUGUAUCUCUGGAGAUCGCUUGACCGUCUUUCCGGCGACAAAUCUGAGCGAGCUGCACGUUAUGACACCGUCUUGCGCACUUGA
Messenger RNA from Schizophyllum commune H4-8, 1842 nucleotides. RefSeq lists its product as uncharacterized. Lineage: Eukaryota; Fungi; Basidiomycota; Agaricomycetes; Agaricales; Schizophyllaceae. The record is from RefSeq and is a predicted model, not a curated record. The coding region runs from base 1 to 1842 and encodes 613 amino acids. The transcript has 6 exons.